Messenger RNA from Clarias gariepinus (North African catfish), 1124 nucleotides. RefSeq lists its product as uncharacterized. The transcript is spliced from 6 exons. Lineage: Eukaryota; Metazoa; Chordata; Actinopteri; Siluriformes; Clariidae. Bases 50 to 901 code for a protein of 283 amino acids. The record is from RefSeq and is a predicted model, not a curated record.
UUUAAGAGAAGGAACUACAGCAGACAUACAGGUACAGUUGUAUGAGAUCAUGGAGAGGAAACGCGUUAAAGAACCGAUGUUCAGAGUUGUUAAGAAGUUGAAACAGGAACACACUGGACAUGACCGGAACGGAGACGUCUUCAUCGUGCAACGUGAUAAAAAGGUCUACGAUGCUGGGGUGUACUUAGACGGACAGAUCGUUCAGUUAAAAAGAACAUUUUUCAACCAUACAGAAAUAGGCAAAAUAAAUGUGGAUGGGUUCACCGGAGGGAACAGAUUUGCAAUUUACAGGAAGAUCUCGGAAAUCCCUCGGUCAUUCAAAGAAAAUGUCGAAGAAGCAAUGAGCAGACGUCUAGAAAAUAAUUUUUCUGAAUACAACUGUAUUGAGUUUGUCCUAGAACUUCUUGAAAUUUAUCUGGCGCCAACUGAAUCUGACUGCAAGAAGAUUUCCUCUGGCGCUAAACCAAAGGGCUUUAAUGUUGUCAAAGGAUUUUCUGAUGAAUACAGUGGAAAUGCUAAACUAGGAGACUUGUUCAUUGUGCAAAGUGGGAUAUCUGUCUUUGAAUCGUACUAUGCUGGAGUCUGCUGCCAUGAAAAGGGACCAGAGAUUAUUCAGUUCACAUCACAAAAGAUUGGAUUACUCGUGACCAGUGUCGUGAACAAAGUGCACAUGAACACAUUCUCGGCAGACAGGAAAUUUGCAAUUUAUAGAAAGAAGACGGGAAUCCCAGACUCGUUCAAAAAAAAAGUUGAUGAAGCCAUGAGCAAAAUGCCACAAAAUAUGUUUUUUAGUUACGAUUCUGUUCAAUUUGCCCUGGAACUACUGGAGAAUAAAUUGGAGAAAACUGAAAGAGAUGUGGAAAGUUUGACUGAGCAGGUAUUUGGUGGUUUAUCUGAAUGAGUGCAGGUCUGUAGAACUGAUUCUUCUCUUCAUUUCUCUGAAUAACGACGUGUUAUCCGGACAAACAGAUGAGACGAGAGUCUGCUCAUGAAUGAAUAACUAUUUUCCUCACAGUGUCACAGUAUCAUUUAAAUUAAAUCAGAUUUGCAAUCUGAAAUACAUUUAAAUGAUUUCAGGUUUGGUUUUUGAUUAUCGUUGUGAUUCAUACAAAUAAAAACAAACA